AUGGAUAAUAAUUCAAUUGAAGAAAUUGAUGAUAUUAAUAACAAUGAUAUAAAAGAUACAAAUGAUAGUUCAUCACUGUUAACAACUCCUCCCAUACAAUCUGGUAAAAUACGGAAAAAGAAAAGAAGAAAUAAAAAAAGAAAACUUAAAUUAAAUGAACAAAUUGAAAAUGAAAAUCAUUAUUAUAAUGGUGAAUUAUUAGUACAUUCUUAUUAUACAUUACCUCAAUCAGUUCAAAAAUUCUGGAAUAGAAGAUUUGAAUUAUUUUCAAAAUAUAAUGAUGGAAUAUAUUUAUCAGAAGAAUUAUGGUAUAGUGUAACUCCAGAAUUAAUUGCAAAAUAUAUUGCUCAAUUAUUUGUUAAAAUAUUACCACCAGAAGCAAAUUGUGGAUUAGAUGUAUGUUGUGGGGGUGGUGGUAAUACAAUUCAAUUUGCAAGAUUUUUUGAUUCAGUUGGGGCUAUUGAUAUAAAUCCAGUUAAUUUAUAUUGUACUGAACAUAACUCAAAAGUUUAUGAAGUUGAUGAUAAAAUUUGGACAUUAAGUGCAGAUUGGGCAAAUAUUACAAGUUUAAAAGAAAAUGGAGAAUCAAAUUACGAUUGGAUACCAGAUCAUGUCAAAGAACUAAGAAAAACCUUCCCAAAAGAUAGAACAUUUGAUUUUAUAUUUAGUUCUCCACCAUGGGGUGGUACAAAUUAUGAUAAAAAUGAAUUUAAUUUAUAUGAAAUGGAACCUUUUAAUAUAAUACAUCUUUUAAAAACAAUGACUCAAUAUUCAAAUAAUGUAGGAUUAUUUUUACCUAAACUGUCAAAUUUAAUGCAAUUAAGUAUGGCAACAAAAGAAGUUUAUGGAGAUUUUAAAAAAUGUCGAGCGGUCUAUAUAAAUUCAAAAGGAAGAUCUGUUGCUUUAUUGGCAUUGUUUGGUGAUAUUUUUACCGCAAGAUUUGAUGAAUUAGAUGAUAUUAGUGAAGAAGCUUUGAUGGGAGAAGAUUAUAAUGAGAAUAUUGAUGAAAAUCAAGAUGAACACUACAAUGAAAGUGGGAAUUAUGAUGGAGAUGAAGUUUAUAAUGAAGAUGAAAAUUAUAUGGAUAAUUAUGAAGAUGAACAUUUCGAAGGGGAGGCAGGUGAAGAAGAUGAAGAUGACAUUGAAAUCAAUGACGACAAAAGUAACCUUGAAGAUGAUGCUAAUGAAGCUGAAGUCGAGGAAAAAUCUCUGAAAAUAGCUAAUGAUGAGUAUAGAUGA
Messenger RNA from Lodderomyces jiufengensis, 1239 nucleotides. RefSeq names its product RNA methyltransferase. Lineage: Eukaryota; Fungi; Ascomycota; Pichiomycetes; Serinales; Debaryomycetaceae. Gene Ontology annotation, molecular function: RNA cap trimethylguanosine synthase activity. The record is from RefSeq and is a predicted model, not a curated record. The coding region runs from base 1 to 1239 and encodes 412 amino acids. The transcript has a single exon. Gene Ontology annotation, biological process: 7-methylguanosine RNA capping; 7-methylguanosine cap hypermethylation. Gene Ontology annotation, cellular component: nucleus.